UAAUUCCUCCAGCUAACCAACCGUAUAAAAUCCUCGCUCUUCUCUUCCAUUCCCUCUAUACAACAUCCAUCUCUCUCUCUCUCUCUCUCUCUCAUUCACACACGAAAUGGGCUCGCAACCUCUUGUCCAUGUCUUCCUGGUGUCCUUCCCGGGGCAAGGCCACGUUAACCCGCUGCUUCGUCUCGGCAAGCGCCUAGCCUCUAGAGGGCUUCUGGUCACCUUCUCGACGCCGGAGAGCAUCGGGAAGGACAUGAGAAAGGCCAGCAACAUCGGCGAUGAGCCAACUCCGGUAGGCGACGGCUUCAUCCGGUUCGAGUUCUUCGAGGACGGCUGGGCCGAAGACGAGCCGCGCCGGCAAGACCUGGACCAGUACCUCCCCCAGCUCGAGCGCGUUGGCAAGGAGCUUCUCCCCAAGAUUCUCGAGAAACACAAGGCGGAGCUCCGACCCGUUUCCUGCCUCAUCAACAACCCGUUCAUUCCCUGGGUCUCCGACGUCGCGGAGAGCCUCGGCAUCCCCAGCGCCAUGCUUUGGGUCCAAUCUUGCGCCUGCUUCUCGUCUUACUACCAUUUUUACCAUAAUUUGGUCCCUUUUCCGAGCGAAAAAGCCAUGGAAAUUGACAUUCAGUUGCCGUGCACGCCGCUGCUGAAGCACGACGAAAUCCCCAGCUUCUUGUACCCCACAACUCCCUACCCAUUUCUGAGGCGAGCCAUAUUGGGUCAGUACAAGAACUUGUCGAAGCCGUUCUGUAUAUUAAUGGAUACGUUCCAGGAGCUUGAGCCGGAGAUUCUCAACUACAUGUCGAAGAUCUGCCCGAUCAAGCCAGUUGGGCCUUUGUUCAAGAACCCGAAGGCUCCGAACUCGACCGUGCGGGGAGACUUCAUCAAGGCCGACAACUGCAUCGAGUGGCUCGACUCCAAGCCGCCGGGCUCCGUCGUGUACAUCUCCUUCGGCAGCGUCGUGUACUUGAAGCAGAAGCAAAUCAAUGAGAUUGCGAACGGGGUUUUGGAUUCUGGGUUGUCGUUCUUGUGGGUGAUGAAGCCUCCGCACAAGGAUUCCGGCUACGAGCUGCUCGUUCUCCCCGAUGGGUUCCUGGAGAAAGCCGGCGACAAUGGCCGGGUAGUGCAGUGGAGCCCCCAGGAGCAGGUCUUGGCACACCCGUCAGUGGCGUGUUUCGUGACGCACUGCGGCUGGAACUCGAGCAUGGAGGCUCUGAGCAUCGGCAUCCCGGUGGUGGCGUUCCCGCAGUGGGGCGAUCAGGUUACUGACGCCAAGUACUUGGUUGACGUUUUCAAAGUUGGGAUCAGAAUGUGUAGGGGUGAGGCGGAGGACAGGAUAAUUCCAAGGGAGGAGGUGGCGGAGUGCUUGAGACAGGCCACCAGCGGAGCUAAGGCGGCGGAGAUGAAGGCCAACGCCUUGCGGUGGAAGAAGGCGGCGGAGGCGGCGGUGGCUGAGGGUGGCUCCUCCGACCGGAACAUGCAAGACUUCGUUGACGAGGUUAUCCGAAGGGCGGCAGUGUGACUACAACCUUAACCUUAUAAAUAUUCCUUUUCUUUGGAUGUGUAUCGUCCGCGAACACGUGUGCGAUGCACACGUGUCGUUUGCAAUAAAAUGAGUGCCCUCUAUGCUUUUUUGUUUUUGUAUUAUAUAAUUUUAAUAAAUACUUUUUAAAAUAGUA
Diospyros lotus (date-plum) is the source of this 1676-nucleotide messenger RNA. RefSeq names its product gallate 1-beta-glucosyltransferase 84A24. NCBI's taxonomy places the organism in Eukaryota, Viridiplantae, Streptophyta, Magnoliopsida, Ericales, Ebenaceae. The coding region runs from base 107 to 1519 and encodes 470 amino acids. Gene Ontology annotation, molecular function: UDP-glycosyltransferase activity. The record is from RefSeq and is a predicted model, not a curated record. The transcript has 2 exons.